AGUAUCUCAACGCUAGACGAAUGAACUGCAUGACUGAAGAAUACCGACAAGGACCAACCAGUAACUAUAGCAACACAACAGAGACUGCAGGGUGCUCAGCAGUUCAAACAAAACCCAGCUGGCUUUCGAAUUUGAUUCAGUGAGAAGUUAUCGUUAAUAAUGGACAUUUGGUUCCAUUAUUAGCUUGUUUGGUAGCUAAGUUGUUGUGGGUAACCACUGAAGACAAUUACUAGAAAGUUUCAAUUAAUGAGAUGUCAGUAGAAUAACGUAGCCUACCGCACGAGACGUUAACGUUACUUGCACUAGACUGCUAAACGUUCAGGCAGCUAAAAGCGCUACGGGGACUUAAUUGUUUUUUUUUUUUUUGUUUGUUUGUUUGUUUGUUUUGAGCUCAAUUUAACGACCAUUACUAAAUUACCUUGCUACAAAUAAACGUAAAUCAUCAUUCAAAGUCAAUGGAAUUGGACGGAGAAAACUCAAUAUUCACCUGCUCUUUAUCAGGAGAUAUCGAAGCUCUUCAAGGAUUGUUGGAGUAUAAAAGCAGUUCAAAUGUGGGUGAAACGCUUGACGUGUUCCAGGAAAAGGAUGAAUUUGGAAGAAAUGCCUUGUUUGUAUCCUGUAUGCUUGGCAGAAGCGAUAUCAUACGAGAACUACUUAGAUAUGGAGCCAGUGUAAAUGAACGCACGGUCAGGGGUUACUCCCCAUUACAUUAUGCUGCUCUCUGGGGUCAUCUUGACACCGUGAAAACAUUGGUGGAACUUGGUGCCAACUUGCAUGCACAAAACUUCCGCGGGGAGAGGGCUAAUGAGGUCGCGUGCCGCUAUUCCAAGAUCGCUUGUGCCGAGUAUCUCUCUUGGGCAGAAGCCAAGCAGAACUUGGAAGAAUACAUCACUCAAGCAAGAGAUGCAUUUUGUGACGAGAAAGCUCAAGGCAAACUCAACAAAGAAGAAAAGAACCUAUUCAUGAGUUCCUGCUCAGUAAAGGCAGAUUGGAUUCAGAAUGCAAAAAAUCCAUCAGUACAAGAUUUCACUGAGCAAAAGAAGCACCUGGAAAACAUUCUUAGCCCUCUUCUUGUUAAGCUCACAGCUCCAUCUGAAGCUACAACUAAAACCAGGAAACACUGAUUAUCUGGGAAAAUGCACUGACUUCUCCAGCAGGCCAUUAACACUUGUGUUUGGUGUGUCUGAAAUUGACCCAUUUAACUUUUAGUAAGAGGAAUGACACUUUUUGAGACGCAUUUCACAACGAGCAAAUAAACCAGUGUAAAUGUGGUUCUUGA
Anguilla anguilla (European eel) is the source of this 1279-nucleotide messenger RNA. It is a transcript of the gene ankrd45, whose product is annotated as ankyrin repeat domain 45. NCBI's taxonomy places the organism in Eukaryota, Metazoa, Chordata, Actinopteri, Anguilliformes, Anguillidae. The record is from RefSeq and is a predicted model, not a curated record. The coding region runs from base 456 to 1124 and encodes 222 amino acids. Gene Ontology annotation, molecular function: ubiquitin protein ligase binding. The transcript has 5 exons.